AUGGACACCCAUGGCUUUGUUGUUGGUGGUGUUUACUCCUUCCUCUUCCUUGUGUCAUUUCACUUGGCUCUUCAUUCAGCUGAUGACAACUUGGAACAGUCGUGUCUUCCAUUCGACUGUGGGAACAGUGUCUUCUCCAACGCUAUCCACCCGGAUUGCGGACUGAUGAGCACCAUACAUAUAGAAUGUCCAGAUGGCAGACCCACGAUCCUAUUAGGCUUCUGCGAAGGAGCAAGAUCUUACCAAGUUCAAUCCAUUUUUGGUGAUAAUAACACAAUUGUGAUACGUGAUUCCUCACUCCAUCGCAGCUUGGAAUCUGGCUUCUUUGGUAUGGCUCCAUUUCGCAGGGCGAUGGCUGAAAAUUCAAAAGCACUCUGCCUCUGGUCUUAUGGCAGAGUCAAGCCAAAUCCAAAGAGACCCCCCUCUCUCAUCUCAAUCGGUUCAUCCUCGCUUAUUCUUGUUCUUCUUCGUCUUAUCGAUGGAAACAGUUUUUGCGUUGACCCAAAAUUCGGAACUUGCAAGCCUCAAAUCUGCGGGAACCAGAGCAUAAACUAUCCAUUCUGGAUCAAUGACAAAUUUAAGGAGUGCGGCUACCCAGGUUUUGAGCUUUCCUGCCCCAACCUUAAGAAAAUUAUCAGGUUUGACCCAGUGGAAAGAAAAGGUAUAAAUAUUCACAUGAAAAUUAAUGGAGAUAUAGAGGCCUUUUUUAGGAAUUCUGAAUCCCUUGCCCCAAAAAGAUAUAGUUAUUCACAGGUCAAGAAAAUGACCAACUGCUUCAAAGAUAAAUUAGGGCAAGGAGGCUAUGCUUGUGUUUACAGAGGGAAGCUAUUUGAUGGCCAGCUUGUGGCAGUGAAGGUUUUGAGUGAGUCCAAAGGAAAUGGAGAAGAAUUCAUUAAUGAAGUUGCAAGCAUUAGUAGAACCUCCCAUGUUAACAUUGUCACUCUCCUUGGUUUCUGCUUUGAGGGGAACAAACGAGCUCUUAUUUAUGAAUUCAUGACCAAUGGAUCUCUUGAAAAUUUCAUAUAUAAUAGGAAGUUUUCAGAGACAAAUCAUCAACUUGGUUGGGCAAGACUCUAUCAAAUUGCAAUAGGCAUUGCUCGAGGGCUGGAGUACCUACACCGUGGUUGCAAAACUCGCAUUCUACAUUUUGACAUAAAGCCACAUAACAUUCUUCUAGACCACGACUUCUCCCCAAAGAUAGCUGAUUUCGGCCUUGCUAAACUAUGCCCUAAUCAAAAAGAAAGUAUCAUAUCAAUGCAGGGUGCUAGAGGGACUGCUGGUUAUAUUGCACCAGAAAUAUUCUGUAGAAACUUUGGAGGAGUCUCACACAAGGCAGAUGUUUAUAGCUAUGGAAUGAUGGUUCUGGAAAUGGUUGGUGGAAGAAAGAACAUUGAUGUGGGUGCUGAGAAUACCAGUGAAAUAUACUUCCCCCACUGGAUAUAUAAGCGUCUCAGGUUAGAUGAGGAUCUAGGGUUAUGUGGGGACAUAACUGAAGAAGAAGAAGAAAUUGCAAGGAAGAUGAGUAUAGUAGGUUUGUGGUGUAUCCAGACUGAUCCUUCAAGUCGGCCUUCAAUGGGUAAGGUUGUGGAGAUGUUAGAAGGAAGUCUUAAUUCCUUGCAAAUUCCACCCAAGCCUUUUCUGUCUUCUCCUUCAAGAGCAAGAUCAACCUCACCUGGUGGUUCCCCUGAAAGAGAAGAGAGGUGUUCCAUGAGGUAAAUAUCUACUUUUUUUAUCAUCUUGAAAUGUUGAACAAGGUUGGGGCAGGUAUUCCAUCCUAGAGCAAUUCAACUUAACCCGACAGUUUGGAUAUAUUCAACCAAGGUGACAAACGCAAAAUCCUUAAAAUCAGAUGAGUUCCCAUAAAUGUGUUUGUUGGCUGGAUCAAGAAUUGCAAUACUUUGGCUGGGAGGAAUUUCCUUAUUGGUUGAAUAAUCUAUCGACUGGUACUCCAGACUUCAAAGUGAGAACCAACAUUCUGACAUAUUUACCAAAGAAUGUUAAAA
Nelumbo nucifera (sacred lotus) is the source of this 2003-nucleotide messenger RNA. The record is from RefSeq and is a predicted model, not a curated record. Lineage: Eukaryota; Viridiplantae; Streptophyta; Magnoliopsida; Proteales; Nelumbonaceae.